Messenger RNA from Merops nubicus (carmine bee-eater), 1175 nucleotides. RefSeq names its product Fanconi anemia, complementation group E (gene FANCE). Lineage: Eukaryota; Metazoa; Chordata; Aves; Coraciiformes; Meropidae. The record is from RefSeq and is a predicted model, not a curated record. The transcript has 9 exons. The annotation marks the transcript as partial. Gene Ontology annotation, biological process: interstrand cross-link repair. Gene Ontology annotation, cellular component: Fanconi anaemia nuclear complex.
GGCGAGGAGAGCCCCCCACCUCCCACCCCCUUAUCUGCCACCUGCCUGCAGCAGCUGAGGGGCCUGUGCCAGAAAAUUGCCCAGGACAAAGCAGAGGGGCGAAGGAAACUGAAGUGGUGCCUCAGUGAGCAGCCUGGCACCGCUGGGGGUGCAGCCGAGGCCGUCCCUGCGGGUGGGAAGCGCAAGAAAGCGUCUGAGGAGAGCCUGGAGCUGGGUGAGGGCAGGGAGGGGAAGAGGCUGCUGCUGGAGGAGGAGGUGUUUGACCCCCCUGGAACGCAGGAGGGUGGGGAUGGGGCAGAGGAGGUGCCUGCGGAGCCUUCGCAGGACAGAUCUGCUCAGAGCCUGGAUGGAGCCGCUCUGGAAAACUCCCAGCGGGAUGAGGAGCCCAGGAGAGCUUCCCAGGCAGAGCUGGCAGCAGAGGUCCAGUCCUUUGUCCAGGUCCAUGGACCGAGGCUGAAGAUGCUGCUGCAGAAGGAGUCAGAUCACUUGGUGCCGAGCAUCCCACCUGAACUACAGGUCCUGACCACCUGCCUCCCUCCCCAGCUCGAGGGGCUCUGCUCCUUCCUCCAGCUCCCCACGUGCCCGGAGCAGCUCCUGGUGCGGUUCUGUGGCUGGCUGCUGGCUCUCAGCCCUGACCUCAGCUACGGCAGUGCGGCUGUCCUGGCCCAGCAGCUCUUCCUGGGGCGAGUCCUGGCCCUCGCCCAGCCGCCCUCUCGCCACCUCCUGGCUGCCCUCGCCUCGUUUUGCUCCAAGUAUUCCCAGCCCUUCUGCCGGGUCCUGGUGGCCGCAGUCCUGCGGGAGCCUGGGGGAGGUGCUGAGCAGACCAAGCUGGUGUGUGAGCUCGUGGAGGAGUGCCUGGAGCCAGACUGCGUGCGGCUGGUGCUGAGCCAAGUCCUGGAGGUGCCUUUGUCAGAGAAGCUCCUGCCAAUAGUGCAGGCUGUGCUGGGGCGGCAGGAGGUGCUGCCCCCCAAGCUCUUUGACCUCUUGGUCCAGACCCUGUGCCAGCAGGCUCCAGCCUUCGCCACAUCCCUGAAUUAUGCCAAGCUGGUGACAGCCGUGCUCACCCUCUACCAGAGCCAGGUCACCCCAGCCCACCGGAGCAGUCUGGCUGCUGCUCUGGACCGGAGCAACGCGGCUCUGAAGAAAUCACUGCAGGCAGUGCUGGAAGGAGCCAG